This is a messenger RNA of Adelges cooleyi (spruce gall adelgid), 2018 nucleotides long. RefSeq names its product pinin (gene Pnn). The record is from RefSeq and is a predicted model, not a curated record. Gene Ontology annotation, cellular component: catalytic step 2 spliceosome. The transcript has a single exon. NCBI's taxonomy places the organism in Eukaryota, Metazoa, Arthropoda, Insecta, Hemiptera, Adelgidae. Bases 259 to 1350 code for a protein of 363 amino acids.
AAAGAGUUCCAUGAGUUUGUUUUCAUUUUGGUUAAUUUUAUUUGUUUUUUGACGGUGCUGAUAAUUUUUUCAUUUAUUUUAUUAAAUAAGUUUGUGUAACUUAAUUCGCCGACUUUGAAUAUUUGUUAUUGAUGUAUUGUGUAAUGUUUUUUUAAAUUUUAUAAAUUAGACUCUUAACAAUUAGGUAAUUUUUAUUAACCUUCGAAAUUAAGAACGUUAAGAUUUAGAACUCACGCGGGAUUUUCUAAAACAAUCGACAUGACUACACUUUUGGAUCGUUUACAAGAGCAUCUUGUGAAAAAGCGGCAAGGAUUAAAUGAUGUGGAUGAAACAUUAAAGAAAAUUACAGGCCGAGAUACUUUUGAUGACAACCCUAACCAUGGUAAGUAUAAUAAACGACCACAAAUAGGUGGAGAUCAAAAACAAAUUCACGAUCCAUUAAAAAAGAAUAUUAAAAGACUACAAGACCAUAAACCUCAUUACAAAAAUGGAAAUUUGAAUCGUAAAGUUUUUAUAAAUUCUAAUGAACCUCCCAAAAAUUUCAAGAAUGGUUUAAACGCUGGUAGGGUAUCGGCAAAAGAUAGAUUAGGAACUAUUGUCAAAGAAGAACAUCCGAAAUUUCAAGAGGAGGAAUAUGAGGAGGAGGAGGAAGAAGAAGAGUCGACUGCCCCUAAGAAAACCCUCCAAUCUCAGGUUAUGUUAUCUUCAAAAAUAAUGAAAUCUCGAACAGAAGUACUAGCUGCCCAACAAGGUGAUCAAGUCACAAAAGAGCGAAAUAGGCGUAUGUUUGGUUCUUUAUUAGGUACUUUACAACGGUUUAAGAAAGAAGAAACCCAAUUAAAAGAUAAGGAAGAUAAAAAAGCAAAAAUUGAGAAAAGAUUAGAAGAAGAAGCUAUAAAAGAAAAGGAAUCUUUAGUAUUAAAAAAGCGGGAACUGUUUAUGCAACGUAAACAACAAAAAAGAGAUAUAAAAAACAUUGAAAUCAAAAUGGGUUUGGUAAGAAAUUUUGAAGUAUUUGAACGUCAGAUUAACUGUACAAUGAAUUUCAUUAAAACUGAGUUUGAUCCGUCAGUAUUUUACUUACCAAAAGUCCACAAUGAAAAGACUGAGCAAAAGUUAGAAAAGACACGUACAUAUUUAAGCAAUAUAUUAUCAAAAAAGCGAAAAAUGGUUGAAAGCCAAAUAGAAAAAUUAUUACAACCUAAUGAUGAAGAAAUGGAAUAUGAAGAUAAAGUAGGAGACGGAGAAAAUAGAGCAGUAGAAGAAGAAGAGGAAGAGGAAGAAGAUGCCGAGGCUGAUGUUGAUGUUUAUGAAACACAUCAGGAUAAUGGAAAAUUUAAUUAUGACUAAAAUUUAAAACUACUUUAACAUAUGAAAAUUAACCAAAUGAUUGUAAAUAUUUAUUGUGGACAUGUAUAAAAUGAUUUUGAAUUCUGUACUUCAAUCAUUAUUAAUUUUAAUAACAAAAUAAAUAUAAAUUUGAGCCAAACUCAUUUGUGCUAUACUACACGUUUAUGAAAAUUACAUUUACUUAUUGUGGUAUUUAGUAAAAAUCUUCAACUAAAUUGAUUUAAAGUAGUUUGUAAUUAUUUUUCUUUGUUAGUCAUUGAGUUUGUUUUAAACAUAAGGGAAGGAAAUAUGAGUGUUGUAUUUUUUGUAUUUACUAUAACUUAAGUCUUAAACUUUAUCAUACUUUACUUAUUUUUGUAAGCACCUUGAGUUUGUAUAAAUUAAACAUCAUAAUAUUAUGUAAUUCAUAUAUAAUUUAUUAUUAUUACAAUAUAUUAAUCUAAUUGAACCCUUUAAAAUGAUAAUUUUUAGCAAGUAAAAUUAUUUAUGUAUAGUUUGUGAAUUGUGCAAAUUACAGUGUGUAAAUAUACACUUUAUUAAAGUAAUGUUUAGCUAAUUAUAACCUAUAAUAUGUGGCAUAACAUAAUUUUAAGCAAUUUGUGCAUUACCUAAAACAAUUUACGGUUUCAGUUAAAGACCAAAACAAUUAUAUACAAAUAAUAAUUUGA